AUGAACAAGAAGCUGGACGAGAAGAUCGCCAUUGCCGCUCAAAGCUACGACAUCGUAGACCACCAUAUUCGUCGCUUGGAUCGAGAUCUCGAGAGCUAUUCGGCUCUAGUAACGGCAAAUGGAGAGUAUCAGGAGGACAGUAUACCUCAACGCAAGAAGCAGAAGGUGGCAGCAGCCACCAGCGUGCAUCAAGUCAGUCAUACAGUGCCCAAUGUCAAUGUGCGCAUCAAAGAGCAGCACAAGUGCAGGCAUUGUCGACGAGUGUCGGUCGGUCAGAUGGUUGGUUGUGACAACGACGACUGCAAGUACGAGUGGUUCCACUUUGGCUGUGUGGGGCUCGCGGAUCAACCUGCAGGCAAAUGGUACUGCCAAGACUGCAAGGUGCAGCUUAUCAAGUAA
Messenger RNA from Phytophthora infestans T30-4, 399 nucleotides. RefSeq lists its product as uncharacterized. NCBI's taxonomy places the organism in Eukaryota, Oomycota, Peronosporomycetes, Peronosporales, Peronosporaceae. The transcript is spliced from 3 exons. The record is from RefSeq and is a predicted model, not a curated record. Bases 1 to 399 code for a protein of 132 amino acids.